AUGGAUGAUCUUCAGAGUUUGUUGGAAGAUUCGAAUGAAAUGUAUUCCGUGAUAUCCUCAGGCCAUGAGAUAUCCAAUGUUGUUGACGAUGAUGCUUUGGAGGAGGGUAUCUUUAUUUUUGUACCCUUAGAAUUGCAAUCUUUACAAAAAUCGCAACAUAUAUCCACGGCGACAACGUAUCUCGAUUCGCUUGGUGCGCGUAAAAGCGAGGCCGUCUCUGGGUUUGAAAACAGCAUCGCCAGGCCAUAG
This is a messenger RNA of Mitosporidium daphniae, 249 nucleotides long. RefSeq lists its product as uncharacterized. Bases 1 to 249 code for a protein of 82 amino acids. The transcript has a single exon. The record is from RefSeq and is a predicted model, not a curated record. NCBI's taxonomy places the organism in Eukaryota, Fungi, Microsporidia.